AUGCCAGGCCUUUUCCAAAAGAUUCUCUUAUCAGCUGCCCUGCUCGGGCUGGCAGUUGAAGGCGCUCCAAGCACAGCAACCAAGCAGCAGGGCAAUGGCCCGAAAGCCAUUUACUUCCUAACCAACAAUGCUCAAAAUGCUGUCGUUGCGCUACCAGUCGGAUGCGAUGGAACGCUAUCUCGUGGAUCCGUCACCGGGACUGGGGGUAAAGGAUCAAACUCAAUUGAUAUGGGCACAAACUUGCCCGCUGGCCCAGACGCAUUGAGUAGCCAGUCUGCACUCAAAGUGUCCGGACAGUAUUUGUUUGCUGUGAAUGCCGGCUCCAACUCCCUCACUAUGUUCUCGAUUUCCGCCAAAGACCCAACAAAACUCACCGCACUAGGCCAGUCUGCUUCCGUCCCAGGCGACUUUCCUGUCACCGUCGCAGCUUCCGCCAAGAACAACCUUGUGUGUGUUGGCACCACAGGAGCCAAAUCGGGAGUCUCUUGCACAUCUUUCUCUUCGCAGGGCCUCGGCAAGAUGGACGCCCUUCGCCCAUUCGGCCUCGGCCAGACCACACCACCCGUCGGCCCAUUCAACACUGUCUCCCAAGUUUUCUUCUCCGGUGACGAGUCUGUCCUCUUCACAGCUGUCAAGGGCAACCCUCCUGCGAACAACACAGGCUUUAUCUCUGCAUUCCCAGUCAACGCCAAAUCUCCCUGUGGAGGCGCAAUUACUACUCUGUCGACGACCGAAACGCGCAGCUCCCCUGCCGGCACCGCUGUCCUGUUUGGCUCCGCAGCAAUUCCUGGCAGCACCUCACUCUUUGUGACGGACGCUUCCUUCGGUGCCGCCGUCCUCGCUGUUGACUCGAGCGACAAGACCACCCUGACAGGGAAGGGCGUCAUCGCCGAUCAGUCUGCUACGUGCUGGGUCGCCAUAUCCGACGUCACUGGAAAUGCUUAUGUUACCGAUAUUGCUGUGAACCACAUUGUUGAGAUGAGCACUAAGGAUGCUAGCAUCAUCAGCUCUACUGAUCUAUCUGCGAACGGCGGCACUGGACUUACCGACAUUGCGUCGGGAGGGAACUUUUUAUAUGCCUUGAGCGCGGGGGAUGGAAAGGCCAAGGCGACAGUGACAGUUUUGGACGUCUCAGGAGGAAAGGUGAAACAGGUCCAGUAUUUCGAUGUCAGCUCGACUGGCGCGGGCAAGAAUGCGCAGGGGAUGACAUUGCUUAUGUGA
Molecule: messenger RNA, 1221 nt
Organism: Pseudogymnoascus verrucosus
Lineage: Eukaryota; Fungi; Ascomycota; Leotiomycetes; Thelebolales; Thelebolaceae
Exons: 2
Coding region: 1-1221 (406 amino acids)
Molecular function (GO): protein binding
Source: RefSeq, a predicted model, not a curated record